CGCCAACCGGGUCGCUGUUGCGGGCUGUUCCGAUUCAAUCAACCUGGACGCCGAAACAUAAACCCAAGCAUUUCUACCCGAACGAUGUUAUCGACUACUUCCGUUCACAUACACGCUUGUUGACGUUUUCCAGGACGAAGAAAUCAUGUCUCAAUCUCUCUUUAUCGCUCAGACCACAGUCCCGGUCGUAGAUUUGCGUGACUGGAGUCUAUUGUCUCAACACACAUCGCGUCCUCGAACCUCCCUGUCCGAGCAGCAAGAAUCAAUCAACAGUACCCAAGAUGGGCGAGCGGCUACACUGUCGCGAACCAGAAUGGUGAUUCUUAUCACGACCCUCACUGGCAUCAUGUUUGUUGGAAGCAUGAGCAGCGGGCUUUCGACUAUCGGACUACCUGUAAUAGCAGCGGAUUUGAAACUACCAGAUAACCUAUUAAUGUGGCCGGUAUCGGUGUACCAUCUCGCGAACGGAUGCUGCCUGCUUCUAGUAGGGUCUAUGGCAGACCUCAUGGGGAACCGGAUGAUCACUUUACUGGGCUGUCUUCUUCUCGCCGCUUUCAUUCUAGGAUGCGGGGUAGCAGAGUCUGGGAUCCAGCUGAUCCUAUUCCGGACCUUUCAAGGCAUCGCAACUUCAAUGUGUCUUCCCACAGCUUUUAGCAUUUCGACACAGACCUUACCAAUGGGGAAGCCAAGGAACAUCGGCUUCGCUUGCCUGGGAUCCUCACUAGGGUGGAGAUUCGGUUUCUAUCUUUGCGCCGGCGUUACAGGAACUCUCAUGAUUAUCAACUACUUCAAACUUCCAGUGGAUGCCGCCCGCCAACCCAUCACCUUGCGCAGGCUAAAGAGCAGAGAUCGACUGGAUGGGCAUACACCUUUCAAGCUCUUGCUUAGGAAUCAUCUCCUAUGUCUUCGCUAUAUCUCGGACAAUCCAUCCAAUGCCCACAAGGCUCAGAAUAUCGCCCUGCUUUGCUGCGCGGGCGCCAUGAUUCCUGGGUUUUGGGUCUGGAUGGGCAGACGCGAACGGGCGGGAAAACCUGCUUUGAUCCCAACUCAUCUGUGGAAGAAUACGGCAUUCUUGUCUAAGUGUGUUAUUGUUCUUUUCUCUCUCUUCUUUCAAGAAUUUCAAGAGCUAUCGGGCUUUCAGUCUGCUCUUCGCUUCCUACCGAAUGUCUUCAUCGGAGUUCUCCUGAACCUGGGAACAGGUCUCUUAGUUCACUGGGUCCAUGCAAACCACUUAGUGCUUGUGAGCUCGCUACUCAGCGCUGGUUCUCCCUUGCUCAUGGCCAUCAUUGACCCUCAAUGGUCCUGGUGGUAUUGCGCUUUCUGGGCGGUCCUGCUAAGUCCGCUAUCGGCCGAUGUGAUCUUUACCAUCGCCAACCUGAUAGCCGCGGACGCUUUCACUCCCCAAACGCGCGGCCUGGCGGGCGCCGUCUUCAACACGAUCGCGGAGUUCGGCACCUCGCUGGGUCUCACCAUCUUCGCCUUCAUCUCCGCGGGGGUCACGCGGGAUCCCUCGAUCGUGGACAAGCAAUCUCCGGAGGCACUCAUGGUUGGCUACCGCGCCGUCUUCUGGACGUGCUUUGGGCUAAUGCUGGGGGCUUGUGGUGUCGGAUAGUGGG
This is a messenger RNA of Aspergillus uvarum CBS 121591, 1616 nucleotides long. RefSeq names its product MFS general substrate transporter. NCBI's taxonomy places the organism in Eukaryota, Fungi, Ascomycota, Eurotiomycetes, Eurotiales, Aspergillaceae. Gene Ontology annotation, cellular component: membrane. Gene Ontology annotation, molecular function: transmembrane transporter activity. Gene Ontology annotation, biological process: transmembrane transport. The record is from RefSeq and is a predicted model, not a curated record. The transcript is spliced from 8 exons. Bases 146 to 1612 code for a protein of 488 amino acids.